Molecule: messenger RNA, 4181 nt
Organism: Trichoplusia ni (cabbage looper)
Lineage: Eukaryota; Metazoa; Arthropoda; Insecta; Lepidoptera; Noctuidae
Product: beta-3 adrenergic receptor-like
Exons: 3
Coding region: 1-1401 (466 amino acids)
Biological process (GO): G protein-coupled receptor signaling pathway
Cellular component (GO): membrane
Molecular function (GO): G protein-coupled receptor activity
Source: RefSeq, a predicted model, not a curated record
AUGGGAGACAUUGUUAGCAGUGAGUUACGAGAAUUAGCUCCGCGAUAUGAGAACACGCAUACGCGGUGGAAAAAUCACCCAGCAUCAGCAUCGUCAGUGUUGCUGGUGCACUUGGGCGCGGUGGGCGCGCUGGCGAGUGGAGCGGCCUUGUGCGGCGGCGGCGGCGCGUGCGCCUGCAGCGCGCUGCUACACGCCCUGCACCCGCUGCAGCUGUGGACCGUCUGCGGACUCCACGCUGACCGCGCUGCUGCCAUCGCUGCGCCUCUCCACUAUGCUGCGAUUGUCUCCGCUAAAAAAGUGAUGAUUUGCGUAGCAAGUGGUUGGGUGGCGACAGCAGCACUACUGGCUCCACUGGCAGCUGCCCAGCCGCCGCUAGCGUACAGCGCUGGUCUCGGCGGUUGUGCCCCUGACUGCAGCGCCGGUCCUGCUGCGCUCAGUUUCUGUCUCGUGUACGCACUGCUCACAUUACUGCUACCCGCAGCACUGGUGCUAUUGUGCAGCCUUAAGAUACUACGGAUCGCACGAUACCACCGCCACAGGAUUGCGGCUGCCAUAUAUGAAGUAACCUUAUCGGCCCAAGUAACAGUUACACAUCAGAGAAAUCCCUUCUCCCCACCACCGCCACCUCGUCGACGAGCUCUCUCGGCAGUAUUGCAGCCGCUAGGGUCAUUGGCCAUUUUGUAUUUUCCUUACUACUGCGUCUUGAUAUGGCCAGCUAUAGCAGUGCCACCGCAAUCAGUAGCCGCGCUAGCAGCAGCUCUGCUGGCGGCCGCACCACCAGUCAACGGUAUUCUUUAUGGUGUUCGGAGUCGAGCCCUUCGAGACUCACUGAGGAAUUAUAGGAGAAAAAGAAUGACCAAAAGCGAGGUAACACAGGAAAUACAGGCACGAACGCCCAGUGCCUGCGGGUCACGGCGACCCUCUUUGUCGGCAGGAUCUGGGUGUAUCCGACCUCCAACAACCAGGAGGUUAUCUGACGCCGCAGCAAUGGGCUCUCGGGGAUCAGAACGUCCUGCUCAGCGGGCAGCGUCCUGCAACAUGCUGCAGGACUCACAAGAAGAGGAGGCACCGCGGCCGCGAACAUCAGCCAUUCCAAUAAUCCGAGCGCCACCACACGUGGUUCUGGGUCGCGCGUUAGGUCUAGAGGAGAUGGGCGGGCGUGACCGGCGGCGGCGGCAGUCGCCCCGCAUCACGGUGACGCGGGCCAUGUCGGACGAGAGCGAGUCCCCGACGCGGCGGCCGCUGUGCCGGCAGCAGUCGCGCUCGAGCGGCGCGCUGCUGGGCGGCGUGCCCUACUCGCCCGCCAUCUCCGAGCACGUGCACCUGGACAGCCACGCCGACGAGCAGCUGCUGCUCACCUGGCCGCAGGGCAACGGCCACGAGAAACACGACGCUUUAUAAAACGGGUAUUAAGCUUAGAGUAGUCGCUGAUGUAUGUGCGUGUAAAAAGACAAUAACUAAGUGUGCGAAACGAAGUCGAGGCAGCUUCGAUGUUUUGAGAUGUUAUUUUUGAUUGCUUCGUCCACCCGUCUCUACUCGACCUCCCCGGACGGUGACCAACUAAGAAGUUUCCUAUUACUAUUUACAACUGUAUCGUAGGCGUUACGAUUUCUCCUACAGGGUUCCUCCAUAUCGUUAGCUUUACCUACUGAAGUAUUACUUUAGUGUAUCGUAAAGAUAAUUUCCGAAAUAUUCCAUAGGUUUAGAGUGAUACGAGAUUUUGUUGUCUUAUUUUUUAUAACUGUUUACUUUAAUUAUUUAAUUUAUGAAGCUUUUAAGUAACAUUUAGUGUAAACAAUACCAAUCGUUACAAAGGUAACGCAAACGAAGCCAAAUAUAUUUUGAUAGUCUUCUUAACUCUCAAUAUAAUUGAUUGCAGUCCGAUUGGCCACGUGUUAUGGAUUUAUUACCCGGCAGUUAUAGUUUGUAUAGUAUUUAUCGAUGAACCGAGUUCAUUGGUGCGUUUCUGCCGGCAUAAAGUAGAUUUAGGUCACAUGAUGUCACAAUAUAAUAAUAAAACAUUGAAAUUAUAUUUAUAUAAAUAAUAAAUAACGAUAUUAUAGUUGUUAGGGAUGGAUUUAUAUAUAAUGGGCAAAGCUUGAAGGUUGAUACCGUAGAUGUGUUGUUUAUAUAACUUGAGUUUCGAAGACGGCGUGUGCUUGAGCUGUAUAACAAUAUGUAGAGUACAUGUCGUUUGCUGAUCCUCUCGGGCCUAAGAACAUGGUCUAUAUAAGUUGUUUGUGCACAUAAGUUUGUUAUGUAAUAGAUAGUUUACAAACGCAACGCUUGUACGCAUCGCUGCCGUCCAAGUUGGGAACCCCUGUGACUUGUAUAGCGCAAAACGCUUACGGUAGAUCUCACCAAACUUAAAUUGACUUUGAGAUUUAUUAACAACAUAAAUAAUUAACUAAAAAUACGCUUAGGUUCAAACUUCACAAAGUCUGACUAUAAAGCAUUCUCUAUUCAGAUAGGAUCACGUCGUUGAACCAAAAAGAAAACAAUAAACUUUCUUAAAAAGUAUUUAAUGUUACAACUGAAAUCAUAUCGCAAUCAUAUCGCAAUUUAAGUUUAGUGGAAUCUAACCAUACUUUUUCUCAGAAAUUUGAUUUCCCCGAAAUCAUUAUUAAAUAUUUAUGACGAUAUUCAAUAUUAUUUUAUCCAAUUUCCCUGUAACCCUCAAGGGAUGUGAAGAAAAAGAUUAUAUUUCAAAAUAAGUACCUACUCAUUUCGCCGUGCGUGUAUUUUUUCAUAUUAAAGCUUACGUGUUCACAAGCUAUAGCAUUACAAAGCGUUUUAACCAUAUUAUAUUCUUUUAGAAAGAGAUAAUGCUAUCUGACUGAAUAUCACAAUCCUUUUCUUUUAAUACAAUUAUAAUUUCAUGACACUGACAAUGUCAUAAUGCUCGCCCGAUCUGAGAAGUUAUUUUCGCAUUUCUACUGCAAUUGUAUUCUUUGAUAAACUAUUCUUUACCAUGUCUACAUAACCUACUUCGUUAUAUAAUACUCGUAUAUUUAAUAAAAUCUGUAUUUAUUUUAACGAUACACACGCUAGUCUGUAAAACGCUUAAUAAACUUUGAGGCCAAUUAAAAUUUUCGAAGUGUUAUUAAAACUAAGAAAUAAUAAGUAUUUUUGAAAUGUUAUUAGCACUGUUAAAUUUACCCAUAGGAAGGAUUAAAUCGUCUAUAUUACAACUUGUUAUGUGUAUUCUAUAGCGAUGAUGUUCUUAAAGAACUUCAAAGGUAUUGCCUAUUUCAAAUAAUUUAAAUCUUUUUGUUCAAGGGCGACACAGAUGUUUACAAAACCCUUGUUAAACGCAGCGUCGCCGGGGUUUUUGAUAAAUUACAGUCGAUACAUUAAUGACAACACGAAGUCACGUGAUUUGUCGAAAGGAAUUGUCAUUCUCAUACAUUUCACAGUUUUUUAUUCGUUCGCAUUUAAGAAUCAACUUAAACGAUGAUACUCAAAUUUGCAUAAGUCACGCGCGCGUCUUCUCUAGACGUAACUAAGCGUAGUAUAUUGCUCCAUCUCAUAUUUGCAUUGGAAAUGACUUUGUUUUUAAAAGAACUGUACCGCGGGCCUACCCCUUUUAGAAAUAUAAUCGUAGUUGAGAAAGAAAGAAGGCGAUGCAAAAAUUGAACUACAAUAGCUUCAGCUUAGCUUCAGUUGGCGGUGCAGGUCUUUUUUAGUUGGUUCACGAAUACACGCAAAACAUCUGUGCUACCCUUUUCUGUGAAAAAAAUAUACCUGUCUCAGCAUCAUAACUAUUAAUUUUCAGAGAAUUUCUAUUUUUCUUUAAAAACCAAAGAACCCUAUUUUAUAAUGCUUGUUAAAAAACAAUGUUUCAUUGAACCUCAUGAAUUUAAAAUGUAGAAACAGUAUGAUAAAAUUGCUUGUAUAUUGUGAAACAUAUUUUUUGAUUCGCAGAAACCCCUAAGUUACGUAUUUACUUAGAAAACGACAACAUAUUGUCUUUGCAAUGUUUUCCUAGGAACGUGAUGUAGUUCAUUAUGUGUAGUUAGACAUAGAUUUAUUUAUAAACAAAGAUUUAAAUGUCGUUGUUCGAUGAUAAAUGUUUAAAUAAAGUAAUUACGAAUUGUUAUUCUAGUCAAUGAGCUGUUGUUUUAUGUCUGUGUUAAUUUAAAUUAUGUAUUAGAGAUUAAUUAAAUGACACAUGUAAGAGA